Dentiscutata erythropus is the source of this 577-nucleotide messenger RNA. Lineage: Eukaryota; Fungi; Glomeromycota; Glomeromycetes; Diversisporales; Gigasporaceae. The record is from the annotation of a GenBank genome assembly.
AGGAUGGUACUCAAAAGAAAACUUUAUUGGAUUGAAUAAUAAAACCGUUCGAUCAUACUCUGCUUAUAAACGAGAACAUCUUGUAGAAACUUUUUUGGGUUUUUUGAAACCUUAUAAAGGUAUCGAAAAUAUGGAAUCUUGUAAGCAAAAAUUCGAUGUUAAAAUUGCAAUUUUUCUUGAUACUUUUCUUGAUCGUGUUGAAACCACUGAUAACAAUGAAAUUGAAAAUCAUUGGAGAUUAAUUAAACAUGAUUACCUUUCAGAAUAUAAUCGUGUACGCUUAGAUUUACUAGCCUAUAUUAUUGUAACACAAGUUAUACCUGGACAAGUUGAUCAAUUACAGCAAUUAAGAGAUGAAAAUCUUUUCUUAACAGUUUUAAAUAAACUACUAACAGAAUAUAUGUUGGAUGAAAAGGCUUUAGUCAACGAUAAUUUUGAUGAACAAUCUAGUGACUACGAUACUUCUAAUAAAGAAGCUUUAGAACUUAUAAAUCACAAAAAAGAACUUUAUUCAUUAAUGAAACGUGUUAAAUCAAUUAUUGAGGAGAAUACUCAAAAUCUGAAUGCUGAUAAAUAG